Fusarium keratoplasticum is the source of this 1032-nucleotide messenger RNA. RefSeq names its product Abhydrolase-3 domain-containing protein. The record is from RefSeq and is a predicted model, not a curated record. Bases 1 to 1032 code for a protein of 343 amino acids. NCBI's taxonomy places the organism in Eukaryota, Fungi, Ascomycota, Sordariomycetes, Hypocreales, Nectriaceae. Gene Ontology annotation, molecular function: hydrolase activity. The transcript has a single exon.
AUGGACCAGAAUACUCCAGACGAGAGAGAUCCGACACUACAGGCCGCCAUUGAUCUGCGACCGUUCCCGGGCUUUCCGUUUGAGCCAGAGAACCGAGGGGAUAGGCGACGACAUUUGGACGGUGUGAGCCACCUCCUCCCAGCGCCUAGACCGAUACCAGAGGUGGUCGAAGGCGAGCUCAUCGUCGAGGCUCGAGAUGGCUACCCGAUCAAGACCAAGUUCUACAGGCCUGCAUCCGGUGGCGAGGAGAAGAGGCCACUAGUGAUACUAUUCCACGAGGGCGGAUGGGUCAUGGGUGACUCGACGGAUGAAGACUCUAACGCCAGAGUCUUUGCCAGCGAUCUCGGCUGUGUCGUUCUAAAUCCUGAGUACAGACUGGCGCCAGAGUUUCCAUUUCCUACCGGCGUUUUGGACUGCUGGGACGUGCUGAAAUGGGCCACCCAGGCUCCUCUUGGCGCGGAGCCGAGCUUGGGAUUCAUUAUCGGUGGCUCAUCCGCAGGGGCCAACAUCACUGCCGUUCUGGCCCACCUCGCCAUCAAGGAGAACCUCCAGCCCCCUAUCACUGGUCAAUGGCUCUGCGUACCUUAUCUUCUGCCCCCUGAACUGGUCCCUGAGCGGUAUCGAGACUCCUACCAGAGCAUGUGGACCAACCGUGUCGACCCCGUACUUCCUCCACUGCUUGAUGGACCAAGUGAUAAGACAACCGGUUUCAUCUCCACGAUGAUCAAGGCGGAUGCUUAUUCGCCACUGUUCUCCCCUUUUGCCAAAGAGUGGUAUCCCGGCCCUGACGGUACACGCAGACCCCCCAAGACCUUCUUCCAAGUUGCCGGGCUUGAUCCUCUGCGGGACCAUGCACUUGUGUACCAAAAGGUGUUGGAGGAAGAGUGGCAUGUCCCCACCCGACUGGAUCUUUAUGAGAGGCAUGGCCACAUGUUUUGGGCCAACUGGCCGCAGAUUGAGAGGAGCAAGGACUACUGGAGGGAUAUGGUUGAUGGGAUGAGAUGGCUGCUGGAUGACGAGAGUGCAUCUUGA